Coregonus clupeaformis (lake whitefish) is the source of this 3020-nucleotide messenger RNA. RefSeq names its product FAST kinase domain-containing protein 5, mitochondrial (gene fastkd5). Gene Ontology annotation, molecular function: RNA binding. Gene Ontology annotation, biological process: mitochondrial RNA processing; regulation of mitochondrial mRNA stability. The transcript is spliced from 2 exons. Lineage: Eukaryota; Metazoa; Chordata; Actinopteri; Salmoniformes; Salmonidae. Gene Ontology annotation, cellular component: mitochondrial matrix; ribonucleoprotein granule. Bases 118 to 2556 code for a protein of 812 amino acids. The record is from RefSeq and is a predicted model, not a curated record.
GCCGUUGGUCUCAUAGCUCAUCAGUGACCUUACAGACAAGCAUGUUUCUGAAAUGUCAUAAAAAAUAAUAUAUAUUGUUAUUUGUGGAAGAUAUUGCUAUUGUCGCUUCUGAGGUGGAUGUCUGCAGGAGCUUUAUGCCAUGUGGCUAGGCUACGCCAUCUCUCCCUAGCCCUCCACAGGCAGUUCCUCAGGGCUCGGUAUCUGCACAACGCUUAUGGAGAACCUGAAACGGAGGGACUCGAUGAGGAGGACGGGAGGGAAGGGGUACUUCCCGGGGGCUACAGGUUACAGUACAACCCCUCCUCUUACCAUCGGCCCCAGCGUGACCCUGGAGCCUCCCUGAGCAGGUUGGAGAUGGAGGAGGAGGAGCAGUGUCGGUCCACCCUCACCUCUGCCUUCAGACAGCAGAGUAACCGCUACAGUGUCAGCUCCUCACGCCGCCUCUCCAGCACCAAGAACACACUGCUAGACCUGGCCUUCAACAGAGGCACUGGGGCUAAGGCAGAAACGGCACCCCUCUACCGCACAGAACCCCUAACCCCAGACGUCAAAGGCGACCCCCGUGCCUUCCAGACAUGCCGCCCAGAGUACUCAACCAUGACCCUUGACCUGUCCCAGCGGCCUGCCCCAGUCCAUUCCAAGCAGGCCUUCUUCCUGCUGCACAAAGUGACCGUCCUGAAGGGCAGCAUGGAGCCUGUGGACAUAACCGGCUUCCUCACCAAGCUUAGCCACCUGCACCCUGACCAAACCCCUUUAGUGAGGGGUGACACGCGUUUCAUCAUGCUGCUCCGCUACUCCGUGGAAAACCUGCGUCACUUCAGCCACUCCCAGCUACUGGAGGUGCUGAGGUCUUUUGUGUGGCUGGGCCUGCCCCCCACUCACAGCAUGCUGGGGCUGUAUGAGGCUGAGCUGGGCCGCAGGGCUGGGGAGAUGGGCCUCCACCAGCUGCUGCUGGCCGCAGACCUGUGGCGCUGCCUGGGGAGGUCCGUGCCUCAGUACCUGCAGUGCCUGUAUGACUGCACCAGCCUGCACUUAGGCCAGGUAGGUGUCCCAGAGAUAGUCCAGCUUCUGUAUGUGAUGGGGGAGGGCAGGCGCUGCCCCAAAGAGCUAGUUCACCCCUUAGAGCAGAUACUGAUGCGUCACCUGGACCAGCUGGAGCCAGAGGAGGUAGGUGCCGUGUGUCUGGGCCUGUUCAAGUCCCAGACGGCUCUCUCGGAAGGAGCGGUGAAUCGGCUGGUGGACAGGGCCCACUCGCUUGUGUAUGAGAUGAGUGACUUUGCCAUGGUGAACGUGAUGAAGCUGCUGCGUUUUAGCUACCUGGAUCAUCGGGCAUGGCUGGAGGUCAUGGCGCAUGAGGUGCCUCGCCGCGCCCCCAGCAUGGGCGUCCAGGGGCUGAUGCAUGUGGCACUGGCCUGCUCGGCCCUGCAUUACCGCAACGAACGCAUCCUCCUGGCUGUUGCUGAGCGCCUGCCGUCGUUAGUGCCACACUGUCGGAGCAAGGACUCAGGCAAGCUGCUAUGGGCCUUUGGGACCCUAGGUGUCCUACCCAACCAGUGCCCUAACUUCUACCCCAGCCUCAUUGAGGCCCUCCGGCAGAGAGAGGCUGAGUUCCAGCACUAUCCUGAGCACCUCCUCACCGGCCUCCUCGGCCUGGCUUUCAUCUGUCAGCUCCCUGAGGACCUUGUGGCGUUAGCCUUGAGCCCCGAGUUUGUUAGCCUAGCCACCAGGUCCAAACAGCUGGAGCUGAAGAAAGACUUGUUCACUCUGGAUGGGACAGUGGCGUUGGAGCUGCCUCACUGGACUGGCCCGCGGCUGAGUAGAGAGCUGCGGGAGGAGACGACGGAGAUGCUGUGGCGCUUCGCCCAGAAGGACGUGUGUCAGAAGGUUGAGGUCCUGGAGGCCGAGGCCGUACUACGGGACCUUCUGGGCGGAGAGGAGUUUGUGAGCAAACGAAUGAUCCUGCCUCACACCCGCUCCAUUGACCUGGAGGUGCAUCUGAACCCAGUCGGACAGCCGCUACCUGUGACCUCAGCGCAGACAUACCCUAUUUCCACCCCGGAUUGGAGCACUUCUUCUGGCUCUUCUACUCAGGGCUGGGAGAGGAUCAACACAGGAGUCACUCUCACCGAGGACCUUUUGACUCAACUCACCAACGGCAGAAAGACUCCCCUUCCCCCAACCCAAGCUUCUCAGCUGCCCCUCCUCCGAAGGACAGAGCCGGAUGAGGGAGGGGGGCUGUUCAGCGUGGGAGUCGACCUGACGGACGGGCUCGUGGGGGCUCUGACCAAACGUAGCAACCCAGGCCCACUCCCCAGGGACUCCCACAAAGCCUCCAAAGCUCCCAUCAGACUGGCCAUCCAGGUGACGAACAGGAACCACUACUGCUAUCGCUCUCCACAGCUGCUGGGGCUGCACGCCAUGAAAAGGAGGCAGCUGAAGCUGGCUGGGUACCGGGUGGUGGAGCUGCCUCACCGCGAGUGGUUCCCUCUGCUGAGGCGGACCCGCGCUGAGAAACUGGCCUAUAUGCACUGCAAGGUUUACGGCACCCUUGACUGACGUGUUCACAUGUUGAAGGGCUAGGUGGAGAUUAACAUUUUAGCUAACAUCUAUCCAGUGCUUUUAGAUAUCUGAACACUGAAGUGGUAGAGGCUAGGAACUUAAAUGAAACCAGGCCCAAGGCUUACCAGGACAGUGUUUUUUGUAAGUUUAUGGGCAAUCCUUGUUGAGAGGCUGUUGCAUAUUAUGUGUCAUGAUCAGUGUGAGUUGUGUCAUAAAUAAAUGUUAUGACCGCAAGAUUUUGAACAGCAGCCAAACAUGACUUCUGCGUGUUGUUCAUGUGUGGGAUGGAAAAAUGUUUGUUGUUAGGCCUAAGCUAAAUGGUGUAAGAGGAUCUAUUAAAGGGAUCGUCCAGCUGUGCCAAAGUGACCAUAACUCACGUAUGAAUACUAGUCCUGAGUGGCGCAGUGGUCUAAGGCACUGCAUCGAAGUGCUAGCUGUGCCACUAGAGAUCCUGGUUAGAA